AUGAGUUCCAGUUUGAGGGAACGACUAAAAAGAUCAAGAAGAUCGUUUUAUUCCCCCACCAAUAAUAAUAAACAGCUGUCUCCUGGACAAGGUGGCCCAAAACUGAAAGACAUUCCACCAACUGAGACGACCCCCAUCAGAACUCUGGCAGAUCCUAAAUCAGAACUUAAAUCCUGCCAAACUAAGAGAAGGAAAACAGAAACAAACGCAGAACCUGUUGUUAAAACUGUUUUGUUUUUAGCACCACGUUCUUCAAGCCAAGGGAGAAAUUCUGAAGAAUUAUCUGUGGACAGAGAGAGAAAAAACACAGAUUCCAGUCCAGAUAAAGGAAACCUUCCACAUUUACUUGCAAUGAGAGAUGUACUGCAAAAACAAUUAUCAGAAAAAGAAGAGACUUUGCGAAAAUUGAGGAUGGUGAAAAUGUACAGAACAAAGAAUGAUUUGGAUAAAUUGGAAAGUUUGAUUAUUAAGUGGCGCAGUGCAAGUCAAGAUACUUUACGAGAACUCCAAGACAAGCUGCCAAUGAAAGAUAAACCAACAAUGCAAGAACUCAUUGAGAACUGGCAUUUAGAUUCCAAACUUUUACAUUUUGAUGAAGAAGUUGAUUGUUUCAAAGAUUGAUUAAGAAGAUGUGUACCGGGUAUCAAAAUUCUGUUCAACCCAAGACAACGGCAGUUACCAUAAGGAAAUGCGUCCUCUAUAAGUCAAUAAUGAAACUACUUUUGUCUGAGAUGAGAUUAUAAUACCCCCCCCCCU
Messenger RNA from Saccoglossus kowalevskii, 756 nucleotides. Its product is annotated as swi5-dependent recombination DNA repair protein 1 homolog. Gene Ontology annotation, biological process: double-strand break repair via homologous recombination; positive regulation of DNA-templated transcription. Gene Ontology annotation, cellular component: Swi5-Sfr1 complex. Lineage: Eukaryota; Metazoa; Hemichordata; Enteropneusta; Harrimaniidae. The record is from RefSeq and is a predicted model, not a curated record.